ACUUGGAGAAAUCGCGGAGACAAUCGAGCCGAUCUCGAACGAGUUGACCCAUUGUAUGGAAGCGCCGCCAGGGUGCAGUAGAGAGUGCGUGCUUGGUUUCAUUAGAACAUCCGCUGGGUGUCAGUGUAGAUGCGCCACCCAAGGAAUAAUGGAGGGUGACAUCAAAAUAGAAGCUGGACAAUACAAUGGGAUGCUUAACGCUAUGGGACUUCCCCGUGAAAGCCACGUGACAACCAGGGGGGCCACUGGCGCCACCUUCGGGCGCAAGUGGCCGAAAGAAGGUGAUUUCGUCAUCGUGCCUUACACUUUUAACGCGAAUGUUGCGGAAUCGAAGCGGGAAAAAGUCCGCCAAGCUAUCCUGAGAUACAAUGAAGUCACUUGCAUCAGGAUUCGUCCCAGGAGGGGAGAGAGAGAUUAUAUUGAGAUCAAAGAUGGAACUGGAUGCAUGUCGGACCUUGGGAGGUCGGGAGGGAAACAAUCGAUGACGCUUGGUAGAGGAUGCGACUCGAUGCGAGGAAUAAUCAUCCACGAGUUCAUGCACGCCCUCGGAUUCUUUCACGAACAAUCAAGGUUCGAUCGCGAUCGUUACGUCACAGUCGUUUGGAACAACAUAAAAUCGG
Messenger RNA from Ciona intestinalis (vase tunicate), 620 nucleotides. Lineage: Eukaryota; Metazoa; Chordata; Ascidiacea; Phlebobranchia; Cionidae. The record is from RefSeq and is a predicted model, not a curated record.